AUGGCUCAGUACAUCAAUCGAACCAGCCUCCAUCAACUCUCCAGCCCCGCCUUCUCCUAUGGCCCCUUCUACCACGAAGACCCCAUCCGGGACACCACCUCCCUCCUCCUCCUCCAAUUCACGAUCGCCGUCCUCACCUCCCGCUUCCUCUACUUCCUCCUCAGCCCCCUCAGCCAACCUCGUAUCGUCUGCGACAUCAUGGGCGGUUUGAUUGGGGGUGGCCCGCAAGUUCUUCGCCUCCUUUCUUAUUUACGCAUUCCGGCGAUGAGCCAGAUGGCGGAUUCGUACCGGGAGACUCUGUUCCGGGACGACGUGAUAUCUUACACGCGCCUCCUGUCGGCCUACGGAAUGUCGGUCAAGUUCUUCUUGAUCGGGGUCAAGAUCGAUCCCACCCUCGCUUGGCGGUCGGGGAAGAAGGCCGCCAUCCUCGGCUUCUGCAGCAUGGUCAUACCUUUCCUCUUCCUCCUGGCGCUCCAGUAUCCUUUCCUGAGGAUGGUGCAACCCAAGGACAAUCACAAGCAAUUCAUCGAUGGCAUCGGCGAUAAGAGCAUCUUCUUCCACAUGGCGGCGACGGUAGCAGCCAGCUCCCCCCCGGUGAUCGCCGACGUCCUCACGGACCUGGGCCUGCUCAACACCGAGCUGGGCCGCAUCGCCAUCUCGGCGUCGAUGGUGAACGAGAUCACCCGGUGGCUCAUCUUCGCCGUUUACAAGGUGAUCAGCACGGCGAAGAAUCGUCACAGCUACCCGAAGGCGAUUAAGGAGGUGGUCGGCAUGGCCGCCUGCCUGAUCGCUCUGCUCUCGCUGGUACGUCCAUGGGCGCAGUGGAUCGUGCGGCAGACGCCCAAGGGCGGCCGCGUGGCGGAGUGGCACGUCCUGGUGAUUUUGCUGGCGGUGCUGGCCAUGGGCGCGCUGGGCGACGCGCUGGGGCUGGGAUUCCUGGACGCCCCCAUGGUCAUGGGGCUUCUCGUACCCGACGGCCCGCCGCUGGGGAUGGCGCUGGUGGAGCAGCUCGAGCUCUUCUCCACCGAGCUUCUGCUCCCACUUUUCUUCCUCGCCGUCGGCUACAUCACCACCAUAGACCGCAUUGUCGACUUCCGCAUGCUAGGGUUCAUGCUGCUGUACAUCUUAGCGGGCCACGUCGUGAAGACCCUCGUCUCCCUCGGAGCUUCCUUCUACUACAAGACUUCCAUUCACAAGGCCGCCAUUCUCGGGCUCAUGCUCAACUUCAAAGGCUUGGUGGAGCUCAUGGUCUACCUCGGAAUGAAGGGCGACAAGAAAUUUGCGACGCAAGGGUUUUUAACGAUGGUGGUCUCCAUCGUCCUGGCCACCGGCGUGAGCUCGUGGCUGGUGGCCGCCUUCUACGAUCCCUUGAACGCGCGGCACGCGGUGGGGUACAGGGCGCUGCAGCACCUCAACCCGGAGGAGAAGUUCAGCGCCGUGGCGACGAUGCUGAACGAGGACGCGGUGCCGGCGAUGAUCGACCUGUUUGAGGCGUCGUCGUCCGAGACGAUUGCGGGGCAGUGCUCGGCUUGCAUCCACGUGCUGCACCUGACGGAGAUGAGUGGCCGGUCCCACGCCGUCCUCGUCGCGCACAAGAACCGGAAGGGCGAGCUGGUGGGCACCAACCAGAUGGACCGCCUCCACAACGCCUUCCUCAACCACGAGAAGAGGAAGGAAGGGACCAUCGCCGUGUUCCCUUUCACGGCCAUCAGCCCCUACGCCACCAUGCACCAGGACAUCUGCUCCCUCGCCUUGGAAAAGGGCGUCCCCUUCGUCGUCGUCCAGUUUCCCAGGUGCGAUUCCGGAGCCAACACGGAGGUCGAAAAGGCCGCUCGGAGCAUCGUCCCCCAGGUCAUUUCGCAGGCUCCCUGCUCGGUCGGAAUCCUGAUCCACCACGGGCUGACCAGCACCAGGCCGCUUCUCUCCGACCUGUUCCUCUACUCCGUCAAGGUCUUCUUCUGGGGCGGCAACGACGACCGGGAGGCCCUCACCUACGCCGCGCGGAUGGCGCGGCACCCCGGCGUGCGCAUGCUGGUGACGCGGUUCCUGAUGCAGGGGGAGGAGGCGGCGGCGGAGGGAAAGGACUUGUCGUGGGACGACGUGAUCUUUAAGGAGUUCGUCAGGGAGACGGCGGGGAACGAGAGGGUCACGGUGGAGCAGGUGGCGCCGCAGGACAUCAACGAUACGGUGGAGGUGAUCAAGUCGAUCGGGAGCGAGUGCGACCUGGUGAUGGUGGGUAGGGUGCAGUGCGCGGAGUCGACGCUGGAGGAGAUGCUGGGGAAGUGGGUGGAGACGCCGGAACUCGGGGUGGUCGGCGAUAUGCUCGCCUCCAGCGAUUUUGCCAACUUCUCUUUCUCUGUUCUUGUUGUUCAUCAGCAUAGCUGA
This is a messenger RNA of Zingiber officinale, 2385 nucleotides long. RefSeq names its product cation/H(+) antiporter 15-like. Lineage: Eukaryota; Viridiplantae; Streptophyta; Magnoliopsida; Zingiberales; Zingiberaceae. The transcript has 3 exons. The coding region runs from base 1 to 2385 and encodes 794 amino acids. The record is from RefSeq and is a predicted model, not a curated record. Gene Ontology annotation, molecular function: antiporter activity. Gene Ontology annotation, cellular component: endomembrane system; membrane. Gene Ontology annotation, biological process: regulation of pH; proton transmembrane transport.